CCACCCCCACCCUCUCCUCGGGAGGAGGCCCGCGCUAGAGAUCUCGAAAUAUGGCCUGAAGGCAGUAGGGAGAGAGGGGAAAGAGCGGGAGAGCCCAGGGCCCCCGGGCCAAAAGCGUAGGCCGGCCGGCUUUUGGAGCCUUUUCCACCCUGCGAAGCGGAGGAGUAGCUAGCGUUUUUGAACUUGAACGGGAGGUUUGCCACCUCCCUAAGACAUAGGGCCCUCUGCCCCAGUCUCCCCGCCCGGGGGCAUGUUCAUUGAAGUGCUAGCAAGGAGCUGCUGCUGCUGCAGGAUCCUAAACGCUUGCACACAUCUGAAAAGCCUUGACUCGUAUCCUAUCCCUGGCCAUCUUGAGCCUGCCCUAGGACCGCAGCCAGUCAGCCUUGGGCCGCGGAGCCCGGGUCCAUAACCCGCAGGCAGGCAAGCCAAAAUCCAGGCAUCCAUGGACCCCAGCGAUUUCUCCAACCCAUUUGACGCACUGGCUAUGCCAGAGAAGCCCCUGGCUGGAGACCUUCCAGUGGACAUGGAGUUUGGAGAAGAUUUGCUGGGUUCUCAGACUGCUCCAAACCAGGGCUGGACUCCUCCCGGCCCACCCCCAACCACCGAGGCCCUAGACUUGCUGGAUACCCCUGCUGGCCUGGAAAAAGACCCCAGCGUUCUAGAUGGAGCCACUGAUCUCCUGGGACUUGGGGGGCUCCUCUACAAAGCACCCUCUCCUCAGGAGGUUGAACAGGGUCCUGAGGGAUCACUGGGGUGGGCCACAGGGGACCAGCCUCUAGAAUCUGCCCCCAGAGGACAGGCGCCUGAAGUAGCGACACCUGAUCCUGGAACUGGGGCAAGCCCUGCCUUGACUGAGGGGCUCCUAGAGCCCCUGGCCCCAGAUUCACUGAUCAACCUGGAAGAGGAAGCCCCCUCUACAACUGCUAGAAGAAAGGGCCCCCCUGGGCAGGAAGAUGAGCUUCUGCAGGGGCAGCCCCCAAGCCCAAAUGCCCCACCAAGCCCCUCUGUGGGAGAGACCAAGGGAGAUGGAUUCAGUGGCUCCAAGACCCAGCCCAGCCCCCCAGCACACCCUUCCUUGCCAGGGGAUGGCCAGACUGAGAAGAACAGCGAGCCGCCUCCGGAGAAGGAACAGAAGAGAAGCGAGCGGGCUCGGAGAGUAGAGGCCCCCAAACCGGAGACUGUGGAUUCCUCAGAGAGUAUUCCGGUAUCAGAUGAGGACUCUGAUGCCAUGGUGGAUGACCCCAAUGAUGAGGACUUUGUGCCCUUUCGGCCAAGGCGCUCUCCCCGAAUGUCCCUGCGAAGCAACUUGGCCCCCCGAGCUGCCCGCUCAACAGCCACCAAAAUGACCUGUGCCCAUUGCCGGACCCCACUGCAGAAGGGGCAGACUGCCUACCAGCGCAAAGGGCUCCCCCAGCUCUUCUGCUCCUCCACUUGUCUUACCACGUUCUCCAAGAAGCCUCUGGGCAAGAAAACCUGCACCUUCUGCAAGAAGGAGAUCUGGAACACCAAGGACUCCGUCGUGGCCCAGACAGGGGCAGGCGGCUCCUUCCAUGAGUUUUGUACAUCAGUCUGCCUAUCCCUAUAUGAGGCCCAGCAGCGGCCAGUGCCCCCAGUGGUUGACGCAUCAGACGCCACCCGCUGUAGUAUUUGUCAGAAGUCUGGAGAGGUUCUCCAUGAGGUCAGCAAUGGCAGCGUGGUACACCGACUUUGCAGCGACUCAUGUUUCACCAAGUUCCGUGCCAACAAGGGACUAAAGACCAACUGCUGUGACCAGUGUGGAGCCUACAUCUACAGCAAGGGAGGGGGCGGGGCCCCUCCCCCUGAGCUUCUCUUCCAUGAGGGCCAGCAAAAACGCUUCUGCAGUGCGGCCUGCCUGGGGGGCUACAAGAAGAAAAAUACCCGAGUGUACCCAUGCGUCUGGUGCAAGACGCUGUGUAAGAACUUUGAGAUGCUAUCCCACGUGGACCGGAAUGGCAAGACGGGGCUCUUCUGUUCUUUGUGCUGUACCACCUCCCACAAAGUGAAGCAGGCCGGCCUGGCUGGCCCUCCCCGCCCCUGCAGCUUCUGCCGCCGUAGUCUGUCUGACCCCUGUUACUACAACAAGACCGACCGCACAGUCUACCAGUUCUGCAGCCCCAGUUGCUGGACCAAAUUCCAGCGUACAAACCCUGAGGGAGGUAUCCAUCUGAGCUGCCACUAUUGUCACAGUCUGUUCAGUGGCAAGCCUGAAAUCCUGGAUUGGCAGAACCAAGUGUUCCAGUUUUGUUGCCGUGAUUGCUGUGAGGACUUCAAGAGGCUUCGAGGUGUGGUGUCCCAGUGUGAGCACUGUCGGCAGGAGAAGCUGCUUCAUGAGAAACUUCGCUUCAGUGGGGUGGAGAAGAGCUUCUGUAGUGAAGGCUGCGUGCUGCUAUACAAGCAGGACUUCACCAAGAAGCUGGGCCUAUGCUGCAUCACCUGUACCUACUGCUCCCAGACCUGCCAGCGAGCAGUUACUGAGCAGCUGGACGGCAGUACCUGGGACUUCUGUAGCGAGGACUGUAAGAGCAAGUACCUGCUAUGGUACCGCAAGGCUGCCCGCUGCCAUGCUUGUAAGCGACAAGGAAAGCUUCUGGAGACGAUCCAUUGGCGGGGGCACAUCCGCCACUUCUGCAACCAGCAGUGUCUCCUUCGCUUCUAUAGCCAGCAGAACCAGCCCAACCUGGACACCCAGAGCGGGCCUGAGAGCCUCCUGCACAGUCAGUCUCCAGAGCCCAAACCCUCCACAGCCGCCCAGCCCAAAGUCACCAGCAGCAGCAGCAGCAGCAGUAGCAGCAGCAGCAGCAGCAGCAGUAGCAGCAGCAGAAGCAGCAGCAGCAGCAGCACUGCCGCUGCUGCCACCACCACCACCACCACCACCACCACCACCACCACAACAACAACAACAACAGGUACUGCCAAAAGCCGCUCGGUCCCAACUGACCCUACCCCCCCACCUGCACCUUCGAUGCCUCGGAAGAACAAAGCCGCCAUGUGUAAGCCCCUGAUGCAGAAUCGGGGCGUGUCCUGCAAAGUUGACAUGAGGUCCAAAGGGUGUCAGACAGAGCAAGACUGGAAGCCACAGGUGAUCGUGCUGCCCGUCCCAGUGCCCAUCUUUGUCCCAGUGCCUAUGCAUCUGUACAGCCAGAAAGUCCCGGUGCCUUUGUCACUGCCUAUCCCAGUACCUGUGCCCAUGUUUCUGCCCACAACUCUGGAGAGCACAGACAAGAUUGUGGAGACUAUUGAGGAGCUAAAGGUGAAAAUUCCAUCCAACCCGUUAGAGGCUGACAUCCUAGCCAUGGCAGAAAUGAUAGCAGAAGCUGAGGAGUUGGACAAGGCCUCAUCCGACCUCUGUGACCUGGUGAGUAACCAAAGCACAGAAGGUCUGCUGGAAGACUGUGACCUGUUUGGGCCAGCAAGGGAUGAUGUUCUCGCCAUGGCAGUGAAGAUGGCCAAUGUGCUGGAUGAACCAGGGCAGGACCUGGAAGCUGACUUCCCCAAGAAUCCCUUGGACAUCAACCCCAGUGUGGAUUUCCUCUUUGACUGCGGCCUGGUGGGGCCGGAUGAUGUGUCCACUGACCAGGACCUGCCUCGAGCCAUCCGGAAGGGUCAGAAGCGACUAGUGCUUUCAGAAAGCUGUUCCCGGGAUUCCAUGAGCAGCCAGCCCAGCUGUACAGCCCUGAACUACUCCUAUGGUGUCAAUGCUUGGAAAUGCUGGGUACAAUCAAAGUAUGCAGGUGGGGAAUCUAGCAAGAGCGAGGAGCUGCGCUUUGGUCCCAAGCCAAUGCGGAUCAAAGAGGACAUCCUGGCCUGUACAGCUGCUGAGCUCAACUAUGGGUUGGCCCAGUUUGUGAGAGAGAUAACACGUCCCAAUGGCGAGAGAUAUGAGCCUGACAGUAUCUACUACCUAUGUCUUGGCAUCCAACAGUACCUACUAGAAAACAACCGAAUGGUAAACAUUUUCACGGACCUUUACUACCUGACCUUUGUUCAAGAACUCAACAAGUCUCUGAGCAGUUGGCAACCCACCAUCCUCCCAAACAACACAGUGUUCUCCCGUGUAGAGGAGGAGCACCUCUGGGAAUGCAAGCAGCUAGGUGUGUAUUCUCCCUUCGUCCUGCUCAACACCCUCAUGUUCUUCAAUACCAAGUUCUUCGGCCUGCAGACAGCGGAGGAGCACAUGCAGCUGUCCUUCGCCAAUGUGGUGCGCCAGUCACGCAAGUGUACCACUGCUCGCGGCACCACCAAGGUGGUGACCAUCCGCUACUACGCACCUGCUCGCCAGCGAAAGAGUCGAGUUCUAAGGCCCCAGGUGGAGAACCCCUCCCCUAAGCUGCCUUGCACCUCCUCUCCAGACACCAGUUCAGGGAAGCGGAAGAGGGAGGAUGAACUUCCUGUGCUGGAACAGCGUGAGAACCGUAUGAACCCUCUGCGCUGUCCUGUCAAGUUCUAUGAGUUCUAUCUCUCCAAAUGCCCGGAGAGCCUGCGCACUCGGAAUGAUGUGUUUUACCUGCAGCCAGAGCGGUCUUGUAUUGCCGAAUCUCCGCUUUGGUAUUCUGUGAUCCCCAUGGACCGGGGCAUGCUGGAGAGCAUGCUGAAUCGCAUCUUAGCUGUGCGCGAAAUCUAUGAAGAUCCAGGUCGUCCUGGCGAGGAGGACCUGGACUGAGUGGGCCAUGCGGCCACACUCUCCACACCAAUGUCUGUCCUGUGGCCCACCCCUGCCCUUGAGAGGGGCCGGCCCAGGCACCAAUGCUGCUCAUUCUGAAGGGCCCUGCCCAUCCCUCCCCACUCCUUCUCCCAAGGCCUCAGGCCCUGGCACCCCCUGGCUUUCCACCUUCUUCCAUACCACUUGUUAAUGCUGAAGACCUUGUUCCUUUGCUCAGGGGCUCUUCUCCCAGUGCUAGGUCCCACUGGGGUCGGGGGUGGGGCUCUCCUCUGUGCCUCAGAGCAAUACUUCCCCCUUGGGCCAGAUUGGGGUAGGGGGGAGUGGGAGGGAAGAAGGGGGAAGGCUUGGUGACAGACUUGGUAGUCCUCACCUUGCCAGUCUGAAAGGCAUUGGGUCACCAGGCCUGGGCAAGGUAAGGCGGUGCCCUUAGUGGGUUACCAGGUUUGGGAAAGAGCCUGGUGCCUUGCCUUUCCCUCUCCUAAAGGUGCCACUUUGGGGCCCUCACUCUGAAAGAUAGCUAGCAGGGGUCUGAGAGGACCAUUUCCCUGAAGCACAGGAUCAAGGGGAUACCCUUUCUCCAGGGUUAGCCACUACUUCCUGUGCCAGGCCUCUCCUCCCUGCUGGAGUCCUAUCAGCACUUCCUCCCUCCUGGGCACCAGGCCUAGUGCUAUGAGUUUAGUGAUUUUCCUAGUGCUUCUCCAAACCCCUGUGCCACAUGCAGAGAAUGAAUGACUCCUGGGUGCGUGCUCACUCUCGGAGUGUCGACUUCUGCUCUCCGUCUCUGUGUGACUCUCUGACUCGGCCAGCCACGGCCUCGAUGCCGUGCAUACCCCAUUUUCCCUGACCUCCUGCCUGCUCCCCCCCAAGCUCAGUGGGCAGAGUUCCCCCAGCAAUAACCAUGCCUGUUCUCGGCAUGGGAUUUUGUUCCCCACUCCUGUCCUGCCCCCGGUGAAGAACCAGGCUGAGCCUGUGGGGGCCCUCUUGACAGUUUGGGUGGCAUCUGCUAAAACAACCCUAGUGGGGAAGCUGAGUCGGGAGGCCCCUCCUCCCCUGAUGCCUUGUUUCUCUUUCCCUUCAUUGCCUUGUUGUUCCAGGUUAGCUGAAUAGGGUCAGGCAAAGGGGUGCCCAGCUUCCCCCAAUGGCUUUGCUGUUUCCUGGCCCCACUUCUGUGGUUUUCUAACUGUUAUCGGUUUAGCCGCUGUUUAAAUUGUAUAUAUUGUUGUGAGGUGCCUCACCUGUCCCCACAGUGAUGCUGACGCCCUCCCUCGUGUUGUAGUGAGAGAAGCCGUUGUCACAACUAACCUUCUGUCCCUGGAACUGUUUGUUUCAAAUAAAGAUUCCAAAAUA
Messenger RNA from Monodelphis domestica (gray short-tailed opossum), 6028 nucleotides. It is a transcript of the gene ZMYM3, whose product is annotated as zinc finger MYM-type containing 3. Lineage: Eukaryota; Metazoa; Chordata; Mammalia; Didelphimorphia; Didelphidae. The record is from RefSeq and is a predicted model, not a curated record. Gene Ontology annotation, molecular function: zinc ion binding.